Messenger RNA from Rotaria sp. Silwood1, 722 nucleotides. NCBI's taxonomy places the organism in Eukaryota, Metazoa, Rotifera, Eurotatoria, Philodinida, Philodinidae. The record is from the annotation of a GenBank genome assembly.
GAGAUUUGAUGAAAAAGAUUUGAAAUAUAAUCUCUAAUGAUCUAUUUGAGGCAUUGGAAUCAGCUGAACGGCUUGGUUACCCAGUUAACGUUCGUGCUCUUCUUCCACUUGGUGGUCAUAAAUCAGGUUUUGCCGAUGAUCGUAAAAAAUUAAUUGAUUUUGUUACUUCAGUCUUCUCUCAUUUAUCAAAAUUAGAAUUAAUAAUUGAUAAAUCACUUAAUGGUUGGAAAAAGAUUGCAUAUGAAGUUGUUCGAGAUCUAUAUGAUAAUUGUAUUGUCGUAUGUAAUAUGGAAAAUAUUGAUCCAUUAUCACUUCGUACUGGUGAAUCAAUUGUUGUUGCACCAAGUCAAACAUUAUCAAGUGAUGAAUAUAAUUUAUUACGAAGUGUAUCAAUUAAAAUUGUUCGUUAUUUGUGUAUUGUUGGUACAUGUAAUGUACAAUUUGCAUUAAAUCCAUUAUGUAUUGAAUAUUAUAUAAUUAAAGUAACUUCAGGAUUAUCUUGUUCAUCUACAUUUGUAUCAAAAGCAACUGGUUAUCCAUUAGGAUAUAUAACAGCUAAACUUGCACUUGGAAUGAGUUUAGUUACAUUAAAAAAUAGUAUUACAAAUCAAACAUGUGCUUGGUUAGAACCAAGUCUUGACUAUGUGACAAUUAGAGUUCCGAAAUUGGAAAUAAAAAAUUUUAUUCGACGUUCAGAUGGAAGUGAAAUUUCUAGUAAGUGA